CACUUGCAGCUGACUAUCUUUCUACUUACAGACCAAUCUCCCAUUUCAGCUGCUAAAGCGACGCCGUAAUUGUCUCAACAAACAACAAUGGAGGCGCCGCCGUUAACACCGUCAUGCUCUCCCACUUCCCUCCUCCUCCGUCACAAAAACCCACUCUCCUUCAACACAUUCCCACGCUCUCGCAAUGUCAAAACCCCAACAAAUUUCUCUAUUCGUGCUUCAUCUUCUACUUCUAAUGAUUCUGUUGUGACUUUGCUUGAUUAUGGUGCUGGCAAUGUUCGGAGUGUUAGGAAUGCUAUCAGAUUCCUUGGAUUUGAAAUCAAAGAUGUUCAAACCCCAGAAGACAUUUUGAAUGCAAGCCGUUUAGUCUUUCCGGGUGUUGGAGCAUUUGCACCUGCUAUGGAGGUGUUAAGUAAAACUGGGAUGGGUGAAGCACUUUGUUCAUAUAUUGAAAAGGAUCGCCCAUUUUUAGGAAUUUGUCUUGGACUUCAAUUGCUUUUUGAAUCUAGUGAAGAGAAUGGGCCAAUAAAAGGUCUUGGCUUAAUACCUGGAACCGUUGGGCGAUUUGAUUCAUCAAAUGGUUUUAGAGUACCGCAUAUUGGAUGGAAUGCUUUACAAAUCACAAAGGACUCAGAAAUUUUGGAUGAUGUUGGAAACCACCAUGUCUAUUUUGUGCACUCUUACCGUGCCAUGCCUUCAGAUGAUAACAAAGAUUGGGUAUCCUCCACCUGUGACUAUGGUGAUAAAUUUAUAGCAUCUAUUAGAAGAGGAAAUGUGCAUGCAGUUCAGUUCCAUCCAGAGAAGAGUGGAGAUGUUGGUCUCUCUAUUUUGAGAAGAUUCUUGUAUCCAAAUUCAAGCGUGGCAAAGAAGACUGGUGAGGGCAAAGCUUCAAAACUCGCAAAAAGGGUGAUUGCUUGUCUCGAUGUGAGAGCAAAUGAUAACGGGGACCUUGUUGUAACCAAAGGAGACCAGUAUGAUGUAAGAGAAAAUACAAAAGAGAACGAGGUUAGGAAUCUUGGCAAGCCAGUUGAGCUUGCUCAACAGUACUAUAAAGAUGGAGCUGAUGAGGUCAGCUUUCUAAACAUUACUGGAUUUCGCGACUUCCCUCUUGGUGAUCUACCAAUGUUGCAGGUAUUGCGAUACACAUCAGAAAAUGUUUUUGUGCCCUUAACAGUUGGUGGUGGAAUUCGAGAUUUUACAGAUUCUAAGGGAAGGCACUAUUCUAGUUUGGAAGUAGCCGCAGAAUAUUUUAGGUCUGGGGCUGACAAGAUAUCCAUUGGAAGUGAUGCAGUUUAUGCUGCCGAAGAAUAUUUAAGAACUGGAGUAAAAACAGGGAAGACCAGCUUAGAGCAGAUAUCAAGAGUUUAUGGGAAUCAGGCAGUGGUUGUUAGUAUUGAUCCCCGUAGGGUUUACAUAAACAAUCCAAAUGAUGUGCAAUUCCAGACCAUAAAGGUUUCAAGUCCAGGUCCAAAUGGAGAAGAAUAUGCCUGGUAUCAGUGUACAGUUAAUGGGGGGCGAGAAGGUCGGCCAAUUGGUGCUUAUGAACUGGCGAAAGCUGUUGAAGAACUUGGUGCUGGUGAAAUACUAUUAAAUUGCAUUGAUUGUGAUGGUCAAGGAAAAGGAUUCGAUGUAGGUUUAAUUAAGUUGAUCUCAGAUGCCGUCAAUAUCCCUGUGAUUGCAAGUAGUGGUGCUGGCAUUCCUAAUCACUUUUCCGAUGUGUUCACUAAAACCAAUGCAUCCGCUGCACUUGCUGCUGGCAUUUUUCAUAGGAAGGAGGUACCUAUUCAGUCAGUGAAAGAACAUUUGUUGAAUGAAGGCAUAGAAGUCCGAAUCUGAACAUUACUUAUUAGUUAUUAUUUUCAAGAUGCACUAUUUAAUAAGCAAACCCUGUUGUAUGUUAGCCUUUAACAUCUCAAUUUUCAGAAUGUGACAUUUUUGUAGUAUGAUCUCUCAUACAGUGUUUACUUCUACCUUUUACCAUUUGGUUUUACAAAAUUUCUCUGCCUCUUUGGUACAGGUUUUGAUGUUUAUCAUGUAUAUCUGAUCUUUGGUUAUAUAUGAUAAUAUGAUAAUGGCACAUGGUUAAAAAUAUUCUUGAAA
Molecule: messenger RNA, 2100 nt
Organism: Medicago truncatula (barrel medic)
Lineage: Eukaryota; Viridiplantae; Streptophyta; Magnoliopsida; Fabales; Fabaceae
Product: imidazole glycerol phosphate synthase hisHF, chloroplastic
Exons: 19
Coding region: 88-1836 (582 amino acids)
Biological process (GO): L-histidine biosynthetic process
Molecular function (GO): imidazoleglycerol-phosphate synthase activity; glutaminase activity
Source: RefSeq, a predicted model, not a curated record